Messenger RNA from Drosophila busckii, 1437 nucleotides. Its product is annotated as CG7102. Gene Ontology annotation, molecular function: protein binding. The coding region runs from base 1 to 1437 and encodes 478 amino acids. NCBI's taxonomy places the organism in Eukaryota, Metazoa, Arthropoda, Insecta, Diptera, Drosophilidae. The transcript has 6 exons. The record is from RefSeq and is a predicted model, not a curated record.
AUGAGCACACGUGGAACGCACAGCGAUCCAGCGCUUGCUGGUCUCAUUGAGGAUUUGCAACGCUUGUGCGAGGAUCAGGACAGCGCUGAUGUUGUCUUUAUAUGUGGCCGUGACGAUGAGAAGAUCUACGCACAUCGCUGUAUACUUAUGGCGCGCUGUAAGAGCUUUAAGACCGCUAAGCGCGGCGAGGUUUGUCGAAUUCCCAUACCAGGGUGCACUGUUUCGCCAGCAGCGCCAGGAGCAGCGACACCCACUGUAAUUCGUUUGCCCCACAUAAAUGCCGAAUUAUUUCGUCAGUUUAUUCUUUAUGUCUACACGGCCAAGCUUAUGCUGCAGGACUAUCGCGUUUUUGAAAUGCUUACACUAGCCCAGGACAUGGGAGUGCUUGAGCUACGCGCUGCUUGUGAGGAUCAUGUAAUUUCUACACUAUCUGUUGAUAAUGCCUGCACAUUUCUAACAGCUGUCAUGGAUAUUCACGAAAAAGCGGGUGCGAAGUGUGCAGCAUCGUUUAUGGAACGCUGCAUUGUAUAUAUAGGUGAAAAUGCCGGCGAGUGUGUGAAGACAAAUUCAUUUCUGACGCUUACUAAGGAUGCACUCAUCAAAAUUAUAUCCUCAGACUAUUUUUGCUUGGAAGAGGAAGAAGUCUGGCGUUGUGUAUUGGCCUGGGCCAAGUAUCAAGCCGGAGUAACACAACCCACUGCUCACUGGACGGAGGAGGAACGCGCACGCGUCUGCCAACACUUAAGCGGCGUUAUGGGUCACGUGCGCUUGCUGCUCAUCGAUAGCCAAGUGUUUGCCGAAGAAGUAGAGCCCACAGGCGCUGUACCCAUGGAAUUGUCGCUGGAACGCUAUCGCUAUGCAGCGCUGCAUCCCAAUAAGCUGGUGGACAAUGACAAGCGUCUGCAGCCGCGUUUAACAGUCAACAUGUUUCCGGGCUCGCAGAUCUUGCGCAACGACAAACUUGCCUUGCAGGGCAUACUCAACAGCUGGUAUGGCGUGCCCAAGCAGAGCUGGCGUUUGGUCUAUCGCGCUUCAACACAUGGCUACAGCUCCAGUGCGUUUCAUCGCUACUGCGAUGGUGUGGCGCCCUGCAUGGUGAUUGCACUAGGUGCGCAUGGUGAAAUAAGCGGCGGCUUCACUGAUGUAGCCUGGGCAAAGACCAGCCGCAAGGGUGGCUAUGUGCACUCGGAGCGCGCGUUUCUCUUUAUGCUAAAUCCAGCGAAUGGCGAGCAGCCUGUCAAGUUUGAUAUUGUAAAGAAACCUGAUCAGAAGACUAUGAAAAAGAUGAUAGUUUCCUAUUACAUUCCUGGCGCAUUCUACGACGGUCGCAUUGCCCGCAUCUGCGUCUUCGCCACACAAGCUCACAACAAUCCGAUACUGCCGAGCAAUGGCCAAGCGCCGAAUGUGCCCAGCAAAGUGAAGUAUGAUCGUUACUAA